GUAUUAAAAAUCAAAAAUAUUUUGCCAAUUCAAAUUCAAUACUGAAAAGGUUUGAUACUGCUUCAAAAUUUCUCGUUACUUGCAGCAACAGCUGCAUUAGCACCAGACGCAUUAACUUAGUCAUCCGAAGAUUAAUCACUGGCAUUAGCAAUCCAUUUUAAAAUGAGUCAGGCAUCAACGAGUGCAUUCAAUACACGAAACAGAUAUUAUAAUCCUGUCUCCAGAAUACAGACACUCAUACAAAAUUUGGAUGCGGAAUUAAUCACGCUUUGUAAACAAUGCUCCAUGCCAAACAAUGUAGGUGGCAACAGUUUGAAUAAAAGUUCUCUUUUGGCGCAGGGAGGAAGCCAACAUCAUACUCAUGCCAGCUCCGCGAAUAUCGUCGUGUCACAGGUGCGUCCCACAAGUAUUACAAAUUCGGCAGGCGCAUUAGCGCCUGAUGCACACAAACGUCAGCUGCGUAAUACUUAUCGGACACGGGUCAUUGAUGCUUAUCGAAAUCGAAGAAUUUUUACCGUGUACGGUAACUAUCAUACAGUAAGACGCGCUCUGGUGCGUCGCGGUUGGUUGGAGAAGCUGCCGGCAAAUCGUCAUGCUAAAUUACAGACCAUGUCAGAAGAUUCACUUUUAGAACUGGCGCGACGUGGCAAUGAGUAUGAAGCAGUUGUCUUAUCCAAGAUGAUCAAUAAUUUUCCCGCCUUCUUCAUCUGGCAAACGAAAGGCGCUCGGGACACAUUUCCGGAAGUCAAGCCCUAUCGAAAUCGUGUAAGACGCAGUCAGUUUCUUGAUUUCUCUACGAAAGUCGGUCUGGUUGGUUGCGCUGAGCAAGAACGUUGGUUUCGCGAAGACGGCAUUUGUGGAAUGAGCUAUCCGCGCGUCUACCGCUUGGGCGCAAAUAGCAUGGAGGAACGUGCUGCCUUUAUAGAAGAUUUCCAUCAUACUCAGGCACGUGCUUUGUUGCGCUAUAUAAAGGAGCACCGUCCUAUCGAUAUGGUUGAUAUUGAACAUGGUGCCGUAAUAAGCACAACGAUUGACUUUGCUUUGAAUAAGAUAAAGAACAUGAUUAGACAAAAAGAGCAUUAUUCGCUUGACGAUGCACGUAUUAAAAUGCUAACGCCAACUGAAAUGGUUGAGAAUCAAUCGUUCAUGAUGCAGUCAUCUAAGGUACUUCAGACGAAUGCCAAGUUUAAGGUUAACGAAAAGGUCAUGGCGGAAUAUGCUCGACUUGCUGCUCAAUACUUGGAUCAAAUUGAAUCAUUGCGUCCAGAUUAUCGGUGGGAUGGUUGCCGUAAUCUCUGGAUAUUAAAGCCCGGAUAUCAGUCUCGCGGUAUUGGAAUCGUUAUACGUAAUUCCUUGGAUGAUAUUCUUCAAUGGACAUCAAACAAUCAAAAUCGAAAAUACAUUGUACAAAAAUAUAUUGAACGGCCAUGUCUGAUUUAUCGCACUAAGUUUGAUAUUCGUCAGUAUAUGUUGCUCACAAUAAGUGAUGCACAGGUAUCCAUUUGGAUAUAUAAGGAUUGCUAUCUACGUUUCAGUUCGCAAGAGUUUACAAUGGAUGAUUUACGGGAAUCCAUACAUCUUACUAACAAUUCAGUGCAGAAGCGUUAUAAGAACAAGAUGACAAGAGACUCUCGGCUACCGAAGAAUAAUAUGUGGUCGCUCGAUCAGUUUAAAUGUCACUUGCGUCACGUAGGUGCGCCCGAUGGUACUUGGGCGAAGAUAUACGAUGGUUUCAAACAGAAUUUGACAGCUGUGGUUUUGGCCAGUUUAGAUGAAACCGAGUUGACGCCAAACGCAUUCGAGAUAUAUGGCUGUGACUUUAUGCUAGAUGAAUAUUAUAAUCCCAUACUGAUUGAGAUUAACUCCACACCGGACUUAUCACCUUCCACGGAAGUGACUGCAAGGAUUUGCCCUUUGGCCGUAAGGGAUUGUAUACGCGUAGUUUUGGAUUUUCCACGGAACCCCAUGGCAUCUACAGGUCAAUUCGAGCGCGCGUUUCAAGUCAAUUACAGUGUAAAUAAGGAACAAGAUGGCACGCGACCCCUUGAACUCAAUGGUACCCAAAUGAAGCUUUUCGAAUCUUUGCCAAAAUUGAGGGUGAAUCAUCGAAGCGGUCUACUUCGCAAGAUCCUUAAUAAUGUCUCACCCUCAAACAAAUUAAACAAAGAUAAAUUUAAAGAAAAGAAUGCCAAAAUUACUGGAGGUAAGACGGGAAGUAAAAAACUAUCAAGAGAAAGCUCUAAAGCUCUUGAUCUAGGCAUUAGGACGACUUUAAACUCCACAACACGUGAGAACCUGGCACUUCAGUAUACUGCACCUAAAUAAAAGUUUGCGCGUCAUAGCUCUUAUCUGAAAUAAAUUAAUCUUAUCGAAUAACAGUUAAUAUAUCACCA
Drosophila albomicans is the source of this 2393-nucleotide messenger RNA. It is a transcript of the gene TTLL3B, whose product is annotated as tubulin glycylase 3B. Gene Ontology annotation, biological process: cilium assembly; protein polyglycylation; cilium movement. The transcript has 3 exons. The record is from RefSeq and is a predicted model, not a curated record. Lineage: Eukaryota; Metazoa; Arthropoda; Insecta; Diptera; Drosophilidae. Gene Ontology annotation, molecular function: protein-glycine ligase activity, initiating. The coding region runs from base 163 to 2325 and encodes 720 amino acids. Gene Ontology annotation, cellular component: cilium.